Molecule: messenger RNA, 6428 nt
Organism: Molossus molossus (Pallas's mastiff bat)
Lineage: Eukaryota; Metazoa; Chordata; Mammalia; Chiroptera; Molossidae
Gene: ARMCX4
Product: armadillo repeat containing X-linked 4
Exons: 5
Coding region: 16-6168 (2050 amino acids)
Source: RefSeq, a predicted model, not a curated record
AGCAGGGGUGAUUACAUGGGUCGCAUUCAGGAAGUGGGCUGGGUGACUGCAGGACUGGUGAUCUGGGCUGGUACCUGCUACUACAUUUACAGAUUAACCAAGGGAAGAGCCCAGAGUGUGAGGAGACUUGCCAGCAAUGGGUCUAGAGUCAAAAUGGAGACUCUGGCUGGGGUACAGAACCAGACCUUGGCCACGAGUGAAGCAAUGGAAGGGGCAGAGAUUGAGACUAGAUCCAAGGCCAAGACUGGAGCAGGAACUGGAACAGGAGGUGGGGCUGGGGCUGAAGUAGAGACUAAGGCCAGUGCUAGGGCCAGACCCAAAGCCAACUCUCAGGACAAGGCAAUGGCUGGGGCAGAGGCAGAGGUCCAAUCUGAAGUCAAAAUAGUGGUCAUGACAGAGGCAGUGACUCUGGCUGAGGCCAAAGUCAAAGCCAAGGAAGUGGCCAUGAAAGAGGCAGUGACCCAAACUGACUCUGAGGCUGAGAGAGUAGUCAAGAAAGAGGCAGUGACCCAGACCAAGGCUAAAGCUUGGGGACUGUUUGUCAGGGAAGAGGCCAAGAAAGAAGCAAUGACCCAGACCAAAGUUGAAGCUUAUAUAUUUGCUGAAAAAGAGACAGAGAUGAACAGAGUACUGAUGACACAGAAUGAGGCCUUGGCAAUGACCAGAGAAUUGGCCAAGAUGAAUGCCAUAAACAAGACUGGAAUUGUGGCUGAGACCAAAACAAGAGCCCUGGAAAAGACUGUGAAUGUGGUCAAGACUCAGUCUGAGGCCAGGCCUGGUACCACAGUUGAUGCUAAGGGAAAUCUUAAUACCAUAUCCAGAGCGGAAGCUGGAGUUGAUAUAAGGUCUUAUGUACCAUCUCAGCCUGUGGCCAAGGUCCAUAUUGAUGAUGUGCCUUCUGCUGGAGUUAAAGCCAAGGGAAAUCGCACAAUGAUAUCUCGGGCAGGGUCUGGGGCAGACAGGGCUUCUGCCCAGUCUCAGAUUGUAACCAAGGCUCAGGCUGAGAGCAUGGCUGGGGUAAGGGUAGAUGCUGGGGGUAAUACUAAUGCCAUGUGUAAGGCAGGAACAGAUAUGAGAGCUUCUACACAACCUCAAACUGUAGCCAAGAAACAGGCUGAGGCAAUGUCUGGUGCCAGGGUUGAUGAUAGGGGAAAUACCGAUGUCACAUCUAGGGCAAUGUCUGGAGCUGAAAUUAAGGCUGUUGCUCAGCCUGAGACUAUUCCUGAUGCUAGGGUUAAGGGUAGAGGCAAUUCCAAUGCCGUAUCUAAAACAGGGGCCAAGGCAAACUUGAGGGUCAUUUCUCAGGCUGAGGCUUUGCCUGAUUCCAGGAUUAAGACCAGAGGCAAUUCCAAUGCCAUUUCUAAAGUAGGGGCUGAAACAGAUAUAUUGUCCUAUACACAGCCUCAACCUAUGGCCAGUGUCCGGGGUGAUGCCUUUUCUGAUGUCAGGAUUAAGGCUGGCAAUGCCAGCACCAUGUCUAAGGAGGAGGCUGGGACAGACACAAAGGCACAGUCUCAGGCUUCUGCUGUGAGCCAAGUUGAGGCCUUACCUAGUACUAGAGCUAAGGCUAGGGGCAAAGCCAAAGGCAAGAGUAAGGCAAAGGUUGGGAUAGACAUGAAAACCUGUGCACAGCCUCAGAGGGGGGCCAAGACCCAAGAUGAUGCUUUGCCUGAUUCUAGGGUUGAUGACAGGGGAGAUCCUAAUGGGUUGAGGGCCGGGGCUAAGGCAGAAAUAAGGGCCUGUGGUCAGCCUCAGGUUAUGGCCAGUGCCCAGGAUGAAGCCUUGUCUGGUAUCCAGAAUAAGGUCCAGGGCAAUCCCAAUGCUGUGUCUAAGGUAGGGACUGGGCCAGACACAAUGGGCUCUGCCAAGCCUCAAACAGAUACAACAGGAUCUGCUUGGCCCCAGGCUGUGGCCAAUUCUCAGGGUGAGGCCCUACCUGGUGCCAGUAAUAAGGUCAAGGGAAAUCCCAAUGCCCUGUCUAAGAUAGAGACUGGAGCAAAUAGGACAGGUUCUGAACAACCCCAGGCUAUGUCAAAUUUCCAAGUCGAAGGCUUGGUUGGUGCCAGGAAUAAGAUCAGAGGAAAACCCAGUGCUGUGUCUAAGUCAGGGGUUGGGCCAGAUACAGUGGGCUCUGCCCAGCCCCAGGCUAUGGCCAAUUCCCAGGAGGAGGCCUUGCCUGGUGCCACGAAUAAGCUCCAGGGCAAUCCCAAUGCUGUGUCUAAGGCAGAGACUGGAGCAAAUACAAUGGACUCUGUCCAGCCACAGGCUGGAUCAAAUUCCCAAGGUGAAGCAUUGCCUGGUGUCAGUAAUAAGGUCAGGGGCAAACCCAAUGUGUCUAAGGCAGGGGCUGGGCCAGAUAAAACAGGCUCUGCCCAGCCCCAGGCUGUAGCUAGUUCCCUGGGUGAGGACUUACCUGGUACUAAGAAUAAGGUCAAGGGCAAUUCCAAUGCUGUGUCUAAAUCAGGGGCUGGGCCAGAUACAGUGGGCUCUGCCCUGCCCCCAGCUAAGGCCAAUUCUCAGGGUGGGGCCUUACCUGGUGCCAGGAAUAAGGUCAAGAGCAAUCCUAAUGCUGUGUCUAAGUCAGGGGCUGGGCCAGAUACAGUGGACUCUGCCCAACCCAAAGCUGUGACCAAUUCACAGGGUGAAGCCUUACCUGUUGCUAGGAAUAAGGUCAGGGACAAUCCCAAUACUGUGUCUAAGACAGAAGCCAGUGCAGAUGCAACAGGCUCUGCCCAGCUCCAGGUUGUAUCUAAUUCCCAAGGUGAUAUCUUGCCUAGUUCCAGGAAUAAAGUCAAGGGCAAUGCCAGUGCUGUAUCUGAGGCAGUAGCUGGUCCAGAUGUAAUAGGCUCUCCCCAGCCACAGGCUGUGCCAAAUUCACAGGGUGCAGCCUUGUUUGGUACUGAGAUUGAGGUCAGGGAGAAUCCCAAUGUUGUGUCUAAGGCAGAGGCCAUGGCAGAUGCAACAAGCUCUGUCCAGCCUCAAGCUGUGGCCAGUUCUCAGGGUGAUGCCUUGCCUGGUGCCAAGAAUAAAGUCAGGGGCAAUUCCACUGUGUGCAAGUUAGAGGCUGGAGCAGAUACAACAAGCUCUGCUCAGCCCCAGGCUUCAGACAGUUCCCAUGGUAAGGCCGUUCUUGGUGCCAGGAGUAAGGUCAAGGGCAAUCCUAAUGCUGAGUCUAAGGUAGAGACCAGGACAGAUACUAUGGGCUCUGGCCAGCCUCAGUCCAUGGUCCUUUUCCAGAGUAAGCCCUUGCUUGGUGCAAAGGACAAAGCUAUAUCCAAGUCUAAGGCAGAAGCCACAGAAGAAGGUGUUGUCUAUGCAAAUCCCAAGCCUAAGGCCAUGCCCACUUCUGAGAGUGAGGGUGGGACUGGUGCUCAGGCCUGUGGAAAGACACAGCCUAUGGUCCAUGAGUAUUACUGGAGUGGAAUUGGUAUUGAAGAUUGGAUUGCUUCUGAGCGAUGGAUCAAAUUUAGGUUUCAAGUCAGGGAUGGAUACUGGGACAAUAGCAUGUCUUGGGCUGAUGAUAAGAAUGAAGCCAGUAUUGAGUUGUGGAGUGGGGCUAGUGAUAAGUCUGGUAUUAGGUCCUGGGCUGGGGCUAGGGCUGAGAAUGAGGUUGGUAUUGGAUCCUGGGAUAGAUCUGGGGACCAAGCUAGUGGGGAUCUCUGGGCUAGAGACAAGGCCAUUGGAGGUUCCUGGACUGGGGCUGAGAACCAGGUCAGUGGGGGUUCUUGGGUUGGCUCUAGGAACCAGGCUACUGGGGAACCCUGGACGGGAGGUCAGGUCAGUAAGGGUUCCCUGGCUGGGGGCCAGGACAGUGGGGUGUCGUGGGUUGGAGAAGAGGCCAUUGGAGGGUCCUGGACAGUGUCUGAGAAUCAGGCCAAAGGAGGGUCAUUGCCUGGGGUUCAAGAGCAGGUCAGUGGAAGGUACCAGGAUGGGGAUGGGAUUCAGGCAAAUGGAAGUUCCUGGACUGAGGCUAGGGCUGGAAAUGUGCCUAGUAUUGGGUACUGGGCUGAGGCUGUGGACAAGGCUAGUGGAGGGUCCUGGGUUGGGACUGAUGAUACAUCUAGUGGUGAAUCCAAGCCUAGAUUUGAUAAUCAGGCCAGUGAAAAUGUAUCCUGGGCUGGGGCUGGUGGCCAGGGCAGUAGAGGGUCCAGAUUGGGGUCUGAGGACCAGUCCAAUGGAAGGUCCUGGGCUGACACUGCAGAUCAAGCCAGUGGAGUGUCCAGGUUGGGGCCUAUGGACCAGUCCAGUGAUGGGUCCUGUGCUAGGGCUGGGGAACAGGCUGAUGGAGGGUCUAGGCCAGGGUUUGUGGAUCAGUCCAAUGUUUGGUCCCGGGAUGACACUGGGAAAAAGGCUAGUGGAAGGUCCUGUAUUGAGGCUGUGGAUCAGACAGGUAGCUGUUCCAAACCUGGAUUUGAGGAUCAGGCCAGUGGAGGAGGGUUCCGGGCUAGCACUAGGGAUGAAGCUGGUAGAAAAUCCUGGCCUAGAUCUAGGUUAGGGCCUGAGAAUCAGACAAGUGGAGGGUCCCGGGCUAGGGUUGGGGAUCAGGCCAGUGGAAGGUCCCAGGUCAGUGCUGGGAUGGAAGCCAAUGAAGGAUACUGGUUUGGGGCUGGGAAUGAGGCUAGUACAGGGUCCUGGUUUUGGAGAGGGGUAGAGGCUGGUAUUGUGUCUAGGCCUGGAAGUAAAAAUGAACCCAGUAUUGAAUCCAGAUCUGGGGCUGAGGAAGAGAGCAUCGUUAGUUCCAAAUUUGAGGUUGACGACAAGGCAAAUAUUGGGUCCUGGAUUAGAUCUGAAGAAGAGGCCUUUGUGGACUCCUGUAUGGGAGCUGAGGCUGGAGCUGAGGCCAGGAAAGAGUCUUGGCUCUGGGAUGCAGAUGCAACCACCACAGGGUCUAGGCUUGGAGCUGAGGAAGAGCCUGGCAUGAGGUCCUGGACUUUGGCUGAGGAUAUAGAUGAGCUAAGUAGAGCAUCCAGCCCUGAUAUUGAGGAGAUCAGUUUAAGGUCCUUGUUUUGGGCUGAGAGUGAGAACAGUACUGAGUACAGAUCCAACAGUGAGAAAAAUGUCAGUUUUGAGUGUGGGGCUGGAGAUAAGGCCAGCUCCAAGGAUAAGCUUGAGGCUGCUGGUGGAGUCCAUGUAAAGUCUUGGUUCAAGGAUGGUAAUGAAAACAGAAGGGAAGACAAACCUGCACCUAAGAUGAAAGCCAAAACAUCAUCUGAGUUUAGAGGCACAUAUCCAUCCAUGGUUCCUGGAGCAGGAAUGGGGUCAUGGGCAGGAACCAUGAUCUGGACGGAAAUGAAAUUUCCAUACCAAAAUGAGCCCUGCUUACUCCCUGAAGGUGAGCUCAGAAAGCAGAUCAGGUCUGGAGAGAAAGCUCAGCCCUGGGCCUGCCGCUGUAAACAUAAAACUAAUAUGGAUCCACGAGAGCUUGAAAAACUUAUAUGCAUGAUUGAGAUGACUGAAGAUCCUUCUAUUCAUGAAAUAGCCAAUAAUGCUCUGUAUAACAGUCCUGAUUAUCCAUUUUCCCACGAGGUCAUUCGUAACGCAGGUAGAAUCUCAAUUAUUGAAAGCUUGCUCAAUAAUCCCCACCCCAGUGUUAGGCAGAAGGCUUUAAAUGCACUAAAUAACAUCUCGGUGGCUGCUGAAAAUCAUAGGAAAGUUAAAACAUAUCUAAACCAAGUAUGUGAAGAUACCGUCACCUAUCCCUUGAAUUCAAAUGUGCAGCUGGCUGGACUAAGAUUGAUAAAGCACCUGACUAUUAUUAGUGAAUAUCAGCAUAUGGUUACAAAUUAUAUUUCAGAAUUUUUUCGUUUGUUAACUGUGGGAAGUGGAGAAACUAAAGACCAUAUUUUGGGAAUGCUUUUGAAUUUCUCUAAAAAUCCAUCUAUGACAAAAGAUUUGCUCAUAGCCAAUGCACCAACAUCACUAAUUAAUAUCUUUAGCAAGAAAGAGACAAAAGAGAAUAUUCUUAAUGCUCUUUCACUAUUUGAAAAUAUAAAUUACCAUUUUAAAAGAAGAGCAAGAGUAUUUACCCAGGACAAGUUCAGUAAAAAUUCCCUUUAUUUCGUAUUCCAGCGACCUAAAGCAUGUGCUAAGAAACUUCGAGUCUUAGCAGCAGAAUACAAUGACCCUGAGGUGAAAGAAAGAGUUGAGCUUUUAUUAAGUAAACUCUGAUUAGUUGUGUGUUUUCAUCUAAGUGAUAUUUUGGUUUUGCAGCCUGGGGGUAAUGCACUUUGUAAAAUGCAUUAUAACUUCAAUACUGAUGUUACCUAUGAUGAUCUAUAGCUGCAUCAUUUUAUGAACACCAAAUUGAUUCAAACUUGUACUGAAAAUACAUGUGUUGAUUUUUUUACCUUGUCUGAAGAUGUUUUUAGUAUGCUUCAUGAGCAGAAACUAAGCCAAUUCUUUAUAAGUAAGGUAAUCUUUGGUCCUUU